AUUUAAUUUACUCUCACAAAAAAUAUUAACGUUUUUGGUUAAUUAGUUGUUGAACAUCAAAUUAAAUUGACGUUAGUCAACUCUUAUAUAUAGUCAACUUCGGAACAAGUAGAAUUUUUAUGUCGUGAUAACGUUAAUUCAAACCAAAUAGGGGCCAAUUACAAUUGAAACGUAAUAAGUAGAAUCCCGAGCAGGGAGUUCGCAACAACAAUGACGCAGUUCCUCCCCCCAAAUUUGUUGGCUCUAUUUGCAGCCAGAGAUCCAAUUCCGUAUCUCCCACCCCCCUGCAAAUUAAGCCAUGAAAAACAGCGAGUCGGCUUCACUGGAAUUGGGCAGUAUACCUACUUGUUUGAGGACCCGUCUGAAACACCGGCUGUAAAAAAGGGCGAAACACGAGAGGAACGGAGGGAACGUAGACGGAAGGAACGGGCUGAACAAGCAACGUACCGACUUGAACAGAACAUUGCAAUGUGGAACGCUCAAGAAAGUGCAACAACGGUUGAUGCUUACAAAACCCUAUUUGUUGGAAGAAUUAAUUUUGACACUUCCGAGUCUAAGCUGAGACGUGAGUUUGAAAGUUAUGGAACCGUAAAAAAGAUUGUGAUGGUAUUUAACAAGAAAACUGGGAAACCUCGGGGGUAUGCGUUUGUGGAGUACGAGCAUGAGAGGGAUAUGCAAUCUGCGUACAAACACGCGGAUGGAAAGAAGAUUGAUGGACGACGUGUCGUUGUCGAUAUUGAACGUGGACGCACUGUUCAGGGUUGGCUUCCACGUAGACUGGGUGGGGGAUUAGGGAAAACACGUUUAGGAGGACCGGAAGUCAAUGUGAAAAUUUCAGGCAGAGACGUUGAUAUAGAUAGAGAAAGAUUAUUUCGAGGAAGUGGAGAUGAUGAUCGAGGACGAGAUCGUGAUCGUGAUCGUGGAAGAGACAGGUCUAGAGAUUCAUCUCGACCUCGUCGUGAUCGCAAAGAUAAGGAUAAAGAUAAAGACAAGGAAAGACGUCGGAGUAGGGAAAAGGACAGAGGAGACCGUGAUAAGCAUAAAGACAAGGACAGAAAACGACGAAGGUCCAAAUCACGCUCUAGGUCUCGAGAUAAAAAAGAUCCAGAAGAAAAGGAGAAAAGACGGCGCUCGAAAUCUCCAAGAGAGAAAAAGAAGAAACGUAGCAAAUCCCGAGAUCGUGAUGAAAGAAAGAAAGACAAGAGGGAUCGAGAACAUAAGCGGGAUAAGCGAGAUAAGGAUAAGGAUCCUGACUUUGACCUUAAUCGUGUGAAGGUGAAAGAAGAGCCAUUGGAGGGUGAAGACUACCCCUAUGGCGAUGGAGAUUCUGCUUUUGAUGGGUACAUGAAACCUGAGAAGGAUGCAGAUGGCUUUGAAAAUAAUUAUCCUGCAUAUGACGACGCUUAUGCUGCAUACUGAAAACUAUAAUUUAUUGCAAUAUCUUAUUGGGUCGUGUGUACAGAAAUUUGAACAAGCAAAAUUGGAUUGUUGUAUAUUUCAAUACUAUUCAACUCUCUAUAUAUUUUCUGUUGGCCCAUUCCAUUAACUUUCUUCCGAUUACUCAUUCGAGUGUAAAUCAACAAUGUGAAUAGUAUAUAAACAGUCAGUAGUAGGUGGUUCUUAGCCACGAUUCCUCAUUAUUGUCUUGUUUUCAGAUUGUUAGUUUAGUUUGCCAAGUGCUUGCUUUGUCCUCGUGUACAUGGAUAAACUUACUUGUGUAGAAUAAUUACUGUCAGUUUGGAUGGUCACUAUACGAAAAUUCCUCUUAACGUAUACUGAUUUUAGGAAGAAUUUCGAUCGGUGUAUACAUAUAUCCUCAACAAUCUUUCCGUUUCAAGAGCUGCGUAGGUUUUGUUUCAUAAUAAUGUGAAGUAAAAAGGUCUACAGAGGACAGUUGGUAAAACAAUUCUUUAUUGAACUGAUAACUAUUAAUUGAGGUCAAUGUUCAAUUGGUAAGUAGAAGAAAUAGUUUCAAACGAAUUAACUAUAAUGGGAUUGUUAAUUUGUACAACAGGUCUAGGUAUACAUUAUUAUCAAUCCAACUCAAUCUUCUAUGAUUAUAAUUAUUGGUAUUAGUAGUAUUUGGUAAAACAGGUAAGAGUAUUUAGGUUGUCGUGACCGGUUGACUUUCGGAGUUAAUUUAUGUUACAAAAUUAUAUUUUAUUGUUGUACCUUUCAGUGGUGUUCUUCAACUCGCUGAUGUUUGUUUCUAAAAUAAAAAGUCAAAUCCAAA
This is a messenger RNA of Folsomia candida, 2233 nucleotides long. It is a transcript of the gene snRNP-U1-70K, whose product is annotated as U1 small nuclear ribonucleoprotein 70 kDa. The transcript is spliced from 11 exons. Bases 211 to 1419 code for a protein of 402 amino acids. NCBI's taxonomy places the organism in Eukaryota, Metazoa, Arthropoda, Collembola, Entomobryomorpha, Isotomidae. Gene Ontology annotation, molecular function: mRNA binding; U1 snRNA binding. The record is from RefSeq and is a predicted model, not a curated record. Gene Ontology annotation, cellular component: precatalytic spliceosome; U1 snRNP; U2-type prespliceosome. Gene Ontology annotation, biological process: mRNA splicing, via spliceosome.